AUGCUCAAAAAAGGAUCAGAGACCUAUAAUGCACUAGCUUCAAGAGUAAAAAUUUAUGAGUUCGAUAGAAUUCUGCAGGCAUUCCUCAAAUACAAUAUUUUUGAAGGGUUUAAUGAUGGACAAAUGUAUUUGUUUUUUGAGCAUAUUGAAGGUAUUGAAAAAUAUAUUGAAAAAAUACUUUCUGAUAUUAGCGAGGAAUCUAACGAAGUAUCUGGGCAUAGCAUUUCCUAUCCAGUUCGUAAAAAGUUCUAUGAUCUAAUCUGCGAUUUUUCUCAGGAUGAGUUUCAAUCCAAGACUCAAACGUUGAUUGAGCAAAACUUUGAAGGCGAUGCAAGAGAGUUCUUUUUGAAAAAACUGCAAACAUUUAAUAAAAUAAAUUAA
Vittaforma corneae ATCC 50505 is the source of this 381-nucleotide messenger RNA. RefSeq lists its product as uncharacterized. The coding region runs from base 1 to 381 and encodes 126 amino acids. The record is from RefSeq and is a predicted model, not a curated record. NCBI's taxonomy places the organism in Eukaryota, Fungi, Microsporidia, Nosematidae. The transcript has a single exon.